Messenger RNA from Bubalus bubalis (water buffalo), 5765 nucleotides. It is a transcript of the gene MON1B, whose product is annotated as MON1 homolog B, secretory trafficking associated. Bases 363 to 2009 code for a protein of 548 amino acids. The transcript has 6 exons. Lineage: Eukaryota; Metazoa; Chordata; Mammalia; Artiodactyla; Bovidae. Gene Ontology annotation, biological process: protein targeting to vacuole; vesicle-mediated transport. The record is from RefSeq and is a predicted model, not a curated record.
GACGGAAUGGGGCGGGACGACCCGAGGGGACCGGCUUCGCUAUAUUGGGCCAGAGGCGAGGCAGUCCGCCCUCCGUACUCCGGAUUGGCUGAGCGCGAGCCGCGCCCCCCUCACGCCGGCGGCUUUCGCACGAGAAGUGGGCCCAUUUCGCCCCAGUUGUAGCCACACGUGCCCUCGCUGAAGGAGUGAGUGCAGAUCGGGACGGCCAGAUCCGUCGUAGACCCGGGAGCAGCGCGGGCCAUUUCAACGGAGAGAACGAGCCCCAGGAGUGUGUGCAAGGAGGCCAGGCUGAGUUAAAGCUUUUAAGAAGUUUCUUUUGCUGCGGGUCACCCUCCAUCCCCGCUCCCCACAGGGAUGUGCAGAUGGAGGCCGGAGGAGACACUGCUGCCCCAGUCCCUGGGGAUGCGGAGGACUUGGAGGAGAUGCGGUUCCCCAGUGAGGAGGCUGAAGAUGGUGAAGGGAUCCACAAGGACUUACCCGAUCCUGGAGAUGCAAGCUUGGAGAAAGCAGGAUCUAAGACCAAGGACCAGUCACCUAGACUGCUGCUCCAGUCAGAGGCUCCAUCAUGCACCUAUGGGCUCUGGAGCCCCACGGCCUCUGAGGGCAGUCCUCUGGGCGGCCCUGAGAUUGGCUCGGGGGGCCCGGGCGGGGACCCGAGCGACGAGGAUUGGCGCAGCAAGCGGAAGCACGUGUUUGUGCUGAGUGAGGCUGGCAAGCCCAUCUACUCGAGGUACGGCAGUGUGGAAGCCCUGUCAACCACCAUGGGUGUGAUGACAGCCCUGGUGUCCUUCGUGCAGAGCGCAGGAGAUGCCAUUCGCGCCAUCUAUGCUGAGGACCACAAGCUGGUGUUCCUACAGCAGGGCCCGCUGCUGCUGGUGGCCGUGUCAAGGACUCCUCAGUCAGCCGCCCAGCUACGUGGGGAGCUGCUGGCUGUGCACGCACAGAUCGUGAGCACUCUGACGCGCGCCAGCGUGGCCCGCAUCUUUGCGCGCAAGCAGAACUACGAUCUCCGCCGCCUGCUGGCCGGCUCGGAGCGCACCCUGGACCGACUUCUAGACAGCGUGGAGCGGGACCCCGGGGCCCUGCUGCUGGGCGCCGUGCGCUGCGUGCCUCUGGCUCGCCCGCUGCGGGAUGCGCUGGGCGCGCUGCUCCGACGCUGCACGGCACCCGGCCUGGCCCUCUCGGUGCUGGCGGUGGGCGGUCGCUUGGUGACAGCUGCCCAGGAGCGGACGGUGCUGGCUGAGUGCCGGCUGGACCCCGCCGACCUGCAGUUGCUGCUGGACUGGGUGGGGGCACCAGCCUUCGCGGCGGGCGAGGCCUGGGCACCCGUGUGUCUGCCCCGCUUCAAUCCUGAUGGUUUCUUCUACGCCUACGUGGCCCGCCUGGACGCCAUGCCCGUCUGCCUGCUGCUGCUGGGCACCGACCCCGAGGCCUUCCAUGACAUGGCCACCUGCCGACGCCUGGUCGAAGAGGGCAUGCACUCGCUCGGAGCCAUGCGUGCCCUCAGGGAGGCUGCCAGCUUCUCAAAUGCUGCAUCAGCCAGUGCCUCAGCCUACAGUGUGCAGGCUGUGGGCGCUCCUGGCCUCCGGCACUUCCUCUAUAAGCCACUGGACAUCCCUGACCAUCACCGCCAGCUGCCCCAGUUUACCAGCCCCGAGCUGGAGGCCCCCUACAGCAGAGAGGAGGAGCGACAGCGCCUGUCCGACCUGUACCACCGCCUGCAUGCCCGGCUGCACAGCCCCUCCCGGCCGCUGCGCCUCAUCUACCACGUGGCUGAGAAGGAGACCCUUCUGGCCUGGGUGACCUCCAAAUUUGAGCUGUAUACCUGCCUCAGCCCCCUGGUGACCAAGGCGGGCGCCAUCCUUGCAGUGACCAAACUCCUGCGUUGGGUGAAGAAAGAGGAGGAUCGGCUCUUCAUUCGUUACCCACCCAAGUACUCCACACCCCCAGCAGUCCCAGUGGCCUCUACGGACCAAGCUUCCCACAAUGGCUUGUUUACUGGCCCUUGAGAGGCAGAGCUUCCAGACUGGGCAAUGUUGAGAACCACCAUCUUGGGCUUUUACCUUCUGUCUUCACCCUGGAAAUGGGGCAGGGUUGGGGGGUUGAUGGUGGUAGUAUGUCUGUGUGUGCUCAGUCGCUCAGUCAAGUCCGAUUCUUUUGCAACCCCACAGACUGUAGCCCGCAAGGUUCCUCUGUCCAUGGAGUUUCCCAGGCAAGAAUACCAGGGUGGAUUGCUGUGUCCUGUGGCUGGUCCCUAUCUCCCUGGGCAGUGCAGCAGGAUUUGGGGGGCUGCCCACCAAAGACACAUGGGUGGCAGUGUGAUUGCACACAGGUGAGCAGGCUGCCUGACCAGCCCCCUCAUGCCCCUCUGUCUCUGGGAAAAUCCUUGAGACUCCCUCUUCCCCUCCCUCUGCCUUCACCUCCUCCACUGGGAUGGUGUUCCAGCCUCUGUCAGGGACCGUCUCCUCCAUUCCUGGACACCACACGCUCAGUCCUGCGUCAGGGGCCUGCCUCCUCCCUGGGAUCUCAGCCCAGAGUGUCUAGGGCUGGCCAAGGUCUCCCUUGGUGGCCCACGGCAGUUCUGGAAUUGGAAAUGUAGGACUAAGUCUGUGCCCUGAAACAGCCUGAGGAUAUUUUUAAAGAAAAGAGAACUGCACAUAAAAGGCCUAAAACUGAUAUCCACAAGGACGUUUCCUUUGCCCUUCAUGUGCUUCAUCUUUACCCAGUAAAAAAUGACCCCAUCAGCGCUGGCUGCUGCUAAUAUUAAUAAGAAGGUGACCUCCAGCGUCUACCUGCCUGUGUAACCCGGGGCAAAGUACUCGACUUCACACAGUGACUGAGAUCCAGAAUUUUUACACAGAUCCACUUAGCUUCCACGGCCCAUUCUAUUCAUUUGUGAGCUGGAGAUAACUAACCGCUCAUAGGCUGUUAAAUGAGGAUUUGUGAAAGAGGACUGCACCACUUGAACCGCACAGCACCUGCACAGUCGUCCCAGACUCACAAACCGCACAACCCAGGCAAAGAUGAGAGAGAGAGAGAGGCCUGCCUGUAAUUUCUAUGUGUGUGUGCAACACUCAACACCCCAACAACCAAGACCCUAGUCCUGCCUCGGGUUUCGCUAAGCUGGAGCUUGGAGCCUCGUGCUGCACGUGUGUGUGCUAACUGUCGCUCAGAGAUCUCUGGGUGGUCCACUUUGGUGAGCUGAUCACCCGUUGCUCUUCACCCUGCUCAACUGAUGCGCAGAGACGCACUGGACGCGUGCACGCUGUACCGCCUUUCUGCCAUCGCGUGGUUUUGUUUUGUUUUUGUUUAAACCAAUCACCAAAGCGCACGCGUAUCAGCUGCGUGCUGGAAGAUGGCGGGGAAGCUGGAGCCUCGGGAAGUGAAGUCGCCAAAAGUCGUGGAGGAUGGCGAAGGUAGUGAGGGCAAGGGGCCUCUGGCAUCCAGGGCUGAAGGGAGGGAACCUUCGUCCCCUUGCCGUAGUGCAGUGUGUAGUCACUCCGUCGUGUCCGAGUCUGCAACCCCGUGGACUAGCCCUCCAGACGCCUUCGUUCAGGGGAUUUCCUGGCAAGAAUACUGGAGUGGGUUGUCUUCUCUAAGGCAUCUUCCCAACCCAGGGAAGAAACUGGGAUCUGCAUUGCAGGCGAAUGCUUUGCCGUCUGGGCCACCAGGGAAGCCCUUUGUCUGCUACAAUAAUGAAAUACUGGUACCAGUUCUAAAAAUAAAAAAAAAUUAAAAACUGCUGUUUAACGAAGCGGAGAUAAAAACAUAAUUCUCAGCAUCUAGAUUAACUUGUCGAUUUUAUUGAUUAUACUUGAGUUAAAUAGAUCGAAUACGUCAGUAUUCAUCUUUUCAAACAAUAAAGGGGUGGAUCUCACAAAACCCACUCGAGUGCUGCCACAUCUAAGAAAACUUAACAGUAAUUCCAAUAUUGUCAUUUCACACCGAGCACAUGCCACACUUUGCAUGGACUCUUAAAUCUUAAUCGUGGAUGGCCACUCUCAAGAGAGCUGCUUUUCUCCCGGGCAUUUUGUUAAUACUGAUGCCCCCUACCCCAGUGAGAGGAAAGACAAAAUUGUUCUAGAGGGAGUUGGAAAUCGCAGUCUAGGCAAAAGAAGAAAAUUGUCUAAGACAAUGAUACCCCGCUAUGCCUCUAGCACUUUUUUUAACUAUAAAAAUUUUCAAAGUGUACCUAAGCACAGAAAAUAAAAUGAAUGCCCAUGUACUGGUCACUGUGUAUAUACAGUUGUCAACUCUUUGCCCUCCUUUCAUCUAUCUGUGACCUUCCUACACACUCUUUAGACCACCUUAUUGGUAAUAAACACAUUGGAUUACAUCUUUCCAAACACAUCUAUGCAGAUGACAACAGUGAUUAUGAUUAUGUACUUGUAUAUUGUCUGCCCUACGUUGUGAGCUUGAGAACAGACCAUUCAUUACCAUUUCCCCAGCACCUGAAACAGUGCUUACUUGGCAAAAGUAGGUGCUCAGUAAUUUUCUUUUUUAUUGUAUGAAUAAUGAAAUAACACUGAGAGUUCUCUUAGAUUAUGGCCUCAUGUUGAGUGCAAGCUUUCAACAAGAAGAUGCCAAUAAAUUGCCCUUAUUAAGCUCUUAAUAUAGCUGCUACUAUGGGGAGAAAAACUAGUAUUACUACAUUUUUUUAAAAAAGGAAGUUAUGAUUAACUUCACCAGCAAUGGAGAAAAUUGAAAAGCGUAUCAAGUUGCCCUUUCUAAACCAUCCAAAUUGGCUUUAGAACAGGAAGAAUAUCUGCUAUUGAUUACUCUGGCAGAACAGGACUUCUUUUGCACUGAUAGUAGAAGUGGCCAGCAAAGGCUUUGCUGGAGGCAGUUUGUCAGAAUACGCAUAGCAUCUAAAACGCUAUUUCUUAUCUUUCGUCGCCAUGCUUGAAAAUCAUAGAAUACACAGAUGUGUGGACCAGGCAGGGUCAUUGGAAAGUUGUUGAUGGGAGCAAAACACAGAAACAAUCAUGGAAAUGGCUAACUUUAAGUAUAUUCACGCAUUAUGGAAUGCCUAUGUGGUGGACAUUGUUUUUUUUAAAGAGGCAGGAAGAAAUAAUUAAAUUCGAAUUUAAUUCAUUACAGUUAAUUUUAAAAGGAGAAGAUUAUAGGAAUUCCCUGACAGUCCAGUGAAUUAGGACUCAGCACUUUAACUGUUGUGGCCACGGUUCAAUCCUUAAUUGGGGAACUAAGAUACUGCAGGCCUUGCAGCACGGCCGGAAAAAAAGGGCGAACACCAUGAUUCGCUAACACAGAGUAAGCUUCACAGGGAUCAUGUUCUCAUGAGAGAAAGCAAGUUGGAAUUAAGAAAAAGAGGCAGUUCAGUUAUACAAUUAUAGCUCUAUGUGUAUUACAUAGAAAAAUGUCUGAAGGCUAAAGGCCUAACUGGUGACUCUGAACAAGGGUCUUGAAUUUUGGAGGUUGUGCAGAAGUGAAAGCAUUUUUUUGAAUUUUAAAGGAAAAUGCCAGUAGUAAUGAAUAACUUUAAAAUAUCUGUUGAAUGGCAUCUGGGGAUUGUACAUUAAUAUUGGUCUAGUUAUUAACAUCUCUAUUUUGAUGGUUAUACUGGUAGAGUUCCCUUAUAAAUACGUACUGGAAUAUUAAGAAAUAGUGGGUUAUGAUGCCUGCAAUUUGUGUGCAGAAAUGCUCCCAAAUGUGGAAUCUGAUGCAGGGGCAAAUAGCACUGUGGCCUAUUUCUACAGUUUUCAUGUACGUCUGAAAUUAUUUAAAAAUAAAAUGUUUCAAAGGGG